Fraxinus pennsylvanica is the source of this 2412-nucleotide messenger RNA. The record is from the annotation of a GenBank genome assembly. Lineage: Eukaryota; Viridiplantae; Streptophyta; Magnoliopsida; Lamiales; Oleaceae.
AUGCCCGACCCUUUGUUGUUCAUUAGACCAGCAUCGCUUGAAGAGAAAGAUAAGAAAAAAUUAGAGCAGGAAGUAAAUGAAGAGAAAUUAGAGAUGCCACCCAAUACUAUUACCGCCACUACACCAAAAUCAGUUAUAAUCAUACCCAGAAGCAAAUCUCAAGCGGUAUGCCGUAGAGUCAGCCCGACGUCUGUUUCACCCUCAGGAAAUGCAGCUGAUAUGAUCGAGAAGCACCUUCCUAAUGGGGAUCUGUAUAUUGGGACUUUUGCAAACAAUACGCCUCAUGGAUCCGGUAAGUAUUUGUGGAAAGAUGGGUGUAUGUACGAAGGUGAUUGGAGAAGGGGGAAAGCCUCUGGUAAGGGGAAAUUUUCGUGGCCAUCGGGUGCGACUUUUGAAGGCGAUUUCAAGUCGGGUCGGAUGGAGGGCUCGGGCACUUUCAUUGGAUCUGAUGGAGAUAUGUACAGGGGGUCGUGGUCGGCGGACCGGAAGCACGGUUAUGGAGUGAAGCAUUACAGUAAUGGGGAUUACUACGAAGGACACUGGAAGAAGAAUUUGCAGGAAGGGCAAGGAAGAUAUGUAUGGAAGAAUGGGAAUGAGUAUAAAGGGGAGUGGAAGAAUGGGAUGAUUAAUGGUAGGGGUGUUUUGGUUUGGAACAAUGGGAAUAGAUAUGAUGGGAAUUGGGAGAAUGGGGUUCCCAAGGGUGAUGGUGUAUUCACUUGGCCUGAUGGUAGCUGCUACAUUGGCUGCUGGUCAAAGGACUCUUGCAAAAAUUCUCAUAGUAAUCAAAUCUUGAAUGGUACUUUUUACCCUGCCCACGAUAGCAAUAAGUCCAAUGGGGUGAACGGGAAUGGGAAUGGAAAUGAGGGGGCUUUGAAGGGGUACUUUAGUCAGAAGUUAUCAGCGCCACUGAUGACGGUGGGAGAAGAGAGUGUAAACAUAGCGAUAGGUGGUAGUGCAGGGAAGAAGAGAUCGUCCGUGGAUGGUGGGAUGACUGAGAGGUCUUUUCCAAGAAUAUGCAUUUGGGAGUCGGACGGUGAGGCAGGGGAUAUCACUUGUGAUAUUAUUGACAAUGUUGAGGCCUCAAUGCUAUAUAGGGAUGGAUUGGGGUUGGACCGGGAUGGGAUUAGGCAAUUCCGGAGGAACCCCUGUUGUUUUAGUGGGGAGGUGAAGAAGCCAGGAGAGACUAUAUCCAAAGGGCACAAGAAUUAUGAUCUGAUGCUCAAUCUCCAACUUGGAAUUAGGUAUUCUGCUGGAAAGCAUGCUUCUAUAGUACGAGAUCUUAAGCAGAGUGAUUUUGAUCCUAUGAAGAAGUUCUGGACUCGGUUUCCUCCGGAAGGAUCAAAGCUUACGCCGCCUCAUCAAUCUGCGGACUUCCGGUGGAAGGAUUAUUGUCCACUAGUGUUUAGACAUUUAAGGAAACUUUUUCAAGUCGAUCCUGCGGAUUAUAUGUUAGCCAUUUGUGGAAAUGAUGCUCUGAGGGAGCUUUCAUCUCCUGGGAAAAGUGGAAGUUUCUUUUAUUUGACACAGGAUGAUAGGUUUAUGAUCAAAACGGCGAAGAAAUCGGAAGUCAAGGUGCUUAUUAAGAUGCUUCCUAGAUAUUACCAACACGUCUCUCGAUAUGAAAAUUCUCUUGUCACAAAGUUCUAUGGUGUCCAUUGUGUCAAACCAGUGGGCGGCGUCAAGACACGGUUUAUUGUGAUGGGAAAUAUGUUUUGCUCGGAUUAUCGGAUCCAUAGAAGGUUUGAUUUGAAAGGAUCAUCGCAUGGCCGCACAACGGAUAAGCCAGAGGGAGAAAUUGAUGAAACUACUACUCUUAAGGACCUCGACCUUAAUUUUGUGUUUCGCUUACAAAGCAAUUGGUAUCAAGAACUAAUCAAACAAAUACAUCGAGACUGUGAGUUCUUGGAGACAGAGAGAAUCAUGGAUUACAGCCUUUUGGUUGGUCUUCAUUUCCGCGAUGAAAAUAGAGGUGACAAAAUGGGUUUGUCACCAUUUAUGUUGCGCGCAGGAAAGACCGAUUCAUUUCAAAAUGAAAAGUUCAUGCGAGGUUGUCGUUUCCUUGAAGCAGAGCUACAAGACAUGGAUAGGAUUCGAGCGGGCAGGAAACCCUUGAUCAGGCUAGGCGCCAACAUGCCCGCCCGAGCAGAGCGAGUGGUUCGAAGGAGCGAUUUCGAUCAGUACACUCCUGGUGAAUUUAGCAAUUUGGCACCUCCUAGGAGCGGUGAAGUUUAUGAAGUCAUCCUCUACUUUGGGAUCAUCGAUAUUUUACAAGACUACGAUAUCAGCAAGAAGCUAGAACACGCAUACAAAUCCUGGCAGGUAGACCCUGCCUCAAUUUCAGCUGUUGACCCAAAACUAUAUUCUAAGAGAUUCCAGGAUUUCGUAGGGAGAAUCUUCGUAGAGGAUAGAUGA